Charadrius vociferus (killdeer) is the source of this 1776-nucleotide messenger RNA. RefSeq names its product keratin, type II cytoskeletal 1-like. Gene Ontology annotation, molecular function: structural constituent of skin epidermis. The transcript has 9 exons. Lineage: Eukaryota; Metazoa; Chordata; Aves; Charadriiformes; Charadriidae. Gene Ontology annotation, cellular component: keratin filament. Gene Ontology annotation, biological process: intermediate filament organization; keratinization. The record is from RefSeq and is a predicted model, not a curated record.
AUGUCUCGGCAGUCUGUCUGCAGAAGCUUUGGAGGCGGGAGUAGAAAGGGCUACAGCUCGUGCUCUGCCAUCGGUGGUGGCUUUGGAGGAGGUGGCGGCAGAAGCAAGAUCAGUUACAGUUCAUACUCCUCCUCCAGGGGAGGUGGAGGAGGUGGACAAUGUGGAGGGUAUAGCAGCAGAAGCCUCCAUAACAUGGGCGGCAGCAGAAGAAUCACUGUGGGUGGAUGCUAUGGUGGCGGAGGCUACGGAGGCAGAAUGGGUGGCUUUGGUGGAAGCUACGGAGGAGGAAUGGGUGGCUUUGGCGGAGGAAUGAGUUGUGGAGGAAUGGGUGGCUUUGGCGGAGGAAUGGGUGGCUUUGGUGGUGGAAUGGGUGGUGGUGGAAUGGGUGGUGGUGGAAUGGGUGGUGGAGGAAUGGGUGGCUUUGGUGGAGGAAUGGGUGGUGGAGGGAUGGGUGGCUUUGGUGGAGGAAUGGGCAGUGGAGGAAUGGGUGGCUUUGGUGGCCCUGGCUUCUCUGGAGGCAUCCAACCGGUGCAAGUUGACCCCAGUCUCCUGCGGCCGGUCCAUGUUGAGAUUGACCCCCAGAUCCAGCAAGUGAAAAACCAGGAAAAGGAGCAGAUCAAGACUCUGAACAAUCAGUUUGCCUCCUUCAUUGACAAGGUCCGCUUCCUGGAACAAGAAAACAAGGUCCUCUCCACCAAGUGGGAGCUGCUCCAGCAACAAGGGCCUGCGGGGCCAAGGAAGAACCUGGAUGCCAUCUUUGAAAAUUACAUCCAGAACCUGAGGAGGAGGCUUGACUCUCUUUUGGGGCAGAGGGGACAGCUGGAGUCGGAACUGCAGAACAUGCGGCAAUACGUGGAGGAGUACAAAACCAAAUAUGAAGAGGAAAUCAACAAGCGCACCGCUGCUGAGAACGAGUUUGUGGUACUCAAGAAGGAUGUGGACUGUGCCUACAUGACCAAAGUAGAGUUGGAAGCCAAGGUUGGAGCUCUGACUGAUGAAAUCAACUUCCUGAGGUGCAUCUACGAGGAGGAACUGUCUCAGAUGCAGACGAUCAGCCGGGACCUGUCUGUGGUGGUGUCCAUGGACAACAACCGGCACCUGGAUCUGGACAGCAUCAUUGAGGAGGUCAGGCGCCAGUACGAGCAGAUUGCGCAGAAUUGAUGGCUCCUGCCUAUUUCCCGUGGAGUUUGUGCCCUGAGGGCUGCUCCAGUGGAGGGUGUGCAGAAGGGAAAUGACGAACUUGACCAGAUGAGAUCUGAGAAAGCCCCCCUUUUUCUUCCUCAGAACCAGCAGCUGCAGUCAGCUAUUGCCGAGGCUGAAGAGCGGGGUGAGAUGGCCCUCAAGGAUGCCAGGGUAAAACUGGAAGAGCUGGAAAGUGCCCUGAGCAAAGACAAGGAGGAGCUGGCUCGCUUGCUGAAGGAGUACCAGGAGCUGCUGAACAUCAAGAUUGCGCUGGAUGUGGAGAUUGCCAUGUACAGGAAGCUGCUGGAGGGAGAGGAGAACAGGCUGUGCAAUGAUGGCAUGUCCAACGUCAAUGUCUCUGUGGUAGGCAGGACCACCGUGUCUGGAGGCAGAGGAGGAAUGGGAGGAGGCUUCGGAGGCGGCAGCGGCAUGGGAGGAGGCUUCGGAGGCGGCAGUGGAAUGGGAGGAGGCUUUGGAGGCGGCAGCGGCAUGGGCGGAGGAAUGGGAGGAGGCGUCUGUGGAGUAGGAGGCAGCAUUGGAGGUGGAAGCAUGGGCGGCAGCUGUGGAAUGGGAGGAGGAAUGGUGGUGUGGUAA